This is a messenger RNA of Equus quagga, 1518 nucleotides long. Its product is annotated as zinc finger protein 80-like. The coding region runs from base 1 to 1518 and encodes 505 amino acids. NCBI's taxonomy places the organism in Eukaryota, Metazoa, Chordata, Mammalia, Perissodactyla, Equidae. The transcript is spliced from 5 exons. The record is from RefSeq and is a predicted model, not a curated record. Gene Ontology annotation, biological process: negative regulation of transcription by RNA polymerase II. Gene Ontology annotation, molecular function: DNA-binding transcription repressor activity, RNA polymerase II-specific.
AUGGCGACAGCUGCAUCCCUCAGCCCCCUGCCUUCCUGGGUUCUUAAGGUGUCCAAACCUCAGGGACACUUGCUGUCAGGACUCCAGAAGGGACUCAUUGUGGAAUCUCCUGGGGAUUCCACAAGGGCUGAGGACUCUCCAAGUCCUGCCACACUUAGGGCAGGUGGUGCCCCACUCAGUGCCUCUCCCAUGAGAGGUUUUUCUCUCAGCCACAUCUGCCUCCUCCGUAAGCCCAGCACAGAGCUCGGCCCUCAGGAGGCUUUGGCACCAGUGACCUUCAAGGAUGUGGUUGUGACCUUUACCCGGGAGGAGUGGGAAUUACUGGACCUGGCUCAGAGGACCCUCUACUGGAAGGUGAUGCUGGACACCUGCCGUCUCCUGGCCUCUCUGGGGUCUCCUGCGCCCACACGAGAGCUGAUCUCCCUGCCGGAGCCUGCGCAGGAGCCACAGGCGGUAGAAGGAGGCCUCUCCCAGAGCACCUCCUCAGGCGGCAAAGCAGAAUUCAAGACCACUCAGCCCACUGCCUCUCAGCCAGCCCUGCUUGAGGGGUGCUCACUCCACAGGUCGUUGACUCAAGAAGACUCCAGGGUUUCCAUGUUGGGGCAAGCCAGGGAACAGGAAGAGCCAUCAGAAAAGCAGGAAGAGCACUUGAGGACAGGGUUGGUCCCGCUCAAGGAAACCCCCCUUGGAAAGAUGAGCCCUGAAUGUGAUGAUUUGGGAACAGGUGACAGUGUGUGCUCUAAUGAUUUCCAGGAGCUCGCCUCUCCAGGAGACACUCUGCAUGAGUGUGAAUCACAUGGAUCCAGGAAAGAUCCCUUGAUUCACAGAGGCAAGAACUCCUACAAAUGCAAGGACUGUGGGAAAGGAUUUACCAAGAAUCGCCUCCUCCUUCGACAUCAGCGGAUUCACACUAAAGUAAAACUCUAUAAAUGCAGAAAGUGUGGAAAGGCCUUUCUCAAGAAGGCAGACCUCACUGAACACUACAGCAUUCACAUUGGGGAGAAGCCCUAUGAGUGCAUCGAGUGUGGGAGAGCCUUCAGCCGCAGGUCACACCUCACGGAGCACCAGCGGAUUCACUCUGGAGAGAAGCCCUUUGAGUGCAUGGAGUGUGGGAAGGCCUUCAGCCGCAGGUCACAUCUCACAGAGCACCAGCGGAUUCACAGUGGAGAGAAGCCCUAUGUGUGCAGUGAAUGCGGGAAGGCUUUCGCACACCCCUCUGAUUUUAUUCGGCAUAAUAGAACCCACACUGGGGAAAAACCCUUUGAGUGCAAAGAAUGCGGGAAAGCCUUUUGUGACAGCUCUUCGGUAACUCGACACAUGAAGUGUCACUCUAAGGAGAAGCCUUAUGAGUGCACUGAGUGUGGAAAGACCUAUAGCUACAGCUCAACCCUUACUACCCAUCAAAAGAUUCACAGGGGAGUGAAAUCCUACAAGUGUAAGAGAUGUGGGAAGGCCUUUUAUCAGAAAGGAGGCCUCAGUCAACAUCAAAGAACUCACAUUGGGGACAGACCUUUUUAA